AUGCACAGAGGAUGGGGUCGCUCAGUCCACCACAAACAUGAGCGCGGCCUCACGGGUCCCACCACCCGCGUCCUCGCCGACAUAACCAGCAUGCUCAAGACCCUUCUCCCCACCCCUGUGCCCCUCUUCCUCAUGGGCCACAGCAUGGGCGGCGCCGAAAUCCUGCACUACGCAUCCACCGGACCCUCGGACGUCCUCUCCCAAAUCCGCGGCUUCAUCGCCAGCGCACCACUCAUAAGCCUCCACUCCGACACUCGCCCCUUCAAAGCCACCGUAUACGCCGGCCGCCUCGCCGGCCGUGUGUUGCCCAGAUUCCAACUCGUGCAGAAACUAGACAGUAAAUGGUUAAGCAGAGACGCCGAGCAAAACAAACUCUGGGAACAGGAUGAACUGUGUCAUGACACUGGAACCUUGGAGGGUCUGGCAGGAAUGCUGGACAGAGGACUCCAACUCGAAAGCUUCAAGGUGUUGCCAAAGGGAAAUGCAGGAGAAGGUGGAAAGACUAGAUUGUUGGCGUUACAUGGAACCGGUGACCAUGUGAAUGCGUAUGAGGCCACCAAGGCAUAUGUUGAGCGCUGCACUGAGUUGAGUGACAAGGAGCUCAAGAGUUACGACGGUUGGUAUCAUAACAGUGAGUUUCUCCUUCUACUUCCUCCCUUCUUGCGAAAAGUGAUGCUAUACUCACCAUUCACAGUGCAUGCCGAACCCGGUGACGACAAGCUCCUCUUCGCAAACCACGUCACUGAAUGGAUCUUGCAAAGAUCAGGGCCCGAAGACUCCAAGUCGAAACUCUGA
Aureobasidium uvarum is the source of this 795-nucleotide messenger RNA. NCBI's taxonomy places the organism in Eukaryota, Fungi, Ascomycota, Dothideomycetes, Dothideales, Saccotheciaceae. The record is from the annotation of a GenBank genome assembly.